Messenger RNA from Branchiostoma floridae (Florida lancelet), 816 nucleotides. Its product is annotated as PIH1 domain-containing protein 1-like. NCBI's taxonomy places the organism in Eukaryota, Metazoa, Chordata, Leptocardii, Amphioxiformes, Branchiostomatidae. Gene Ontology annotation, biological process: rRNA processing; box C/D snoRNP assembly. The record is from RefSeq and is a predicted model, not a curated record. Bases 1 to 816 code for a protein of 271 amino acids. The transcript is spliced from 10 exons. Gene Ontology annotation, cellular component: cytoplasm; ribonucleoprotein complex; R2TP complex.
AUGAGCAUUCCCGACCUGGUACAGAUAUACUUGUCACUCAUUCGCCCAGUCCUCGAGUAUGGACACGUUUUGCUGGUCGGUUGCAACGAGGAACUGUCUACCAGUUUCUGUGUGAAAACCAAGGCAGACAAUGAGCAGAAAGUGUUCAUCAAUGUCUGCACAGCUGAAGAGGUCCCUGAGCCCAGGGAUAUCAAUGAGGAGGAGCUGAGAGAGAUUCUGGAGUCAGAGGAUGCUGGGAAAUAUCGCGUCAGUAUGAGUAUCGGGGAGCCGCACACAGAAGUGGACAAAGGUGGAAAAGGCUGUACAGCAUAUGAUGUGAUAGUCAAUCCAAACUUUUACAACAAAAUGCAGAAACAAGACAUCUUCAAGGCCUUCUUCCUAGUGGUUUGUCUGGAGGGACUGGAACAAAAGUACCAAAUGCUUCUCAGUAGAAACUACACCAUCUUGAAGAACAGAAGAUGUCUUGGUGCUCUUCAAGAACAGUUCCUCCGGACAAAGUCUAAACCUUUCAUCCAUGAGAUGGACAGGGACAAGUCUUCAUCUCUCAUUUCUGAAGUUGAAUCAACAGAAACCAGAAUACCAGAGCCAGAGUACACAAUCAUCAAAGAACCAGCAGACGGCUACCCAGAAUUCCUGGUGGCAGAAUUCAAACUACCUGCUGUGAGAUCUGUGAAAUUUUUGACCUUGGAUGUUGGUGAGGACAGAAUAGUCCUGGGUGCACGGCCUGACCUCUACCAUCUGGACAUCUUUCUACCUUAUAACAUCAACCAGGAAGAGUCUGGGGCACAGUUCAACCAAAAAACUAGGACCUGGUGA